AUGUCGUUUGAUUCAAAGCUUCCCCUGGUCUGGAUAGACUGUGAAAUGACAGGUCUGAACACCUUCACUGAUAAUAUUAUCGAGAUAUGCUGCCUGAUAACUGAUAAGGAUCUAAACUUGAUUGACGAGAAAGGAUAUGAGUCUGUGAUUCAUGUUCCUAAAUCUAAGCUUGAUGCAAUGGACCAGUGGUGUCUUGACCACCAUGGCGAAAGUGGACUCAUAGACAAAGUGCUAGCUUCGUCAGCUACUAAAGAACAGGUUGAUUCCGAGCUCAAGUCAUAUAUCGCCCAAUUCAUGAGCCCAAGAGUUGGUGUUCUAGCUGGGAACUCUGUUCAUAUGGAUAGAAAUUUCAUGAUCAGAGAAUUACCUGAGACUGUGGAGCAUUUGCACUAUCGCAUUCUCGAUGUGAGUUCUAUCUCUGAGUUUGCUAAGAGACACAAUCCUGAUCUUCUGGCAAAGUGUCCUCCUAAACAGUACUCUCAUACUGCUAGGGCAGACAUAGAGGAAAGUAUAGCACAAAUGAGGUGGUUGAGGGAUAAUUAUUUGAUUGGCCCUGAUGGCAAAGAAUGA
This is a messenger RNA of Kuraishia capsulata CBS 1993, 570 nucleotides long. RefSeq lists its product as uncharacterized. The transcript has a single exon. The record is from RefSeq and is a predicted model, not a curated record. Gene Ontology annotation, molecular function: nucleic acid binding; 3'-5'-RNA exonuclease activity. Lineage: Eukaryota; Fungi; Ascomycota; Pichiomycetes; Pichiales; Pichiaceae. Bases 1 to 570 code for a protein of 189 amino acids. Gene Ontology annotation, cellular component: mitochondrion.